Molecule: messenger RNA, 1098 nt
Organism: Opisthocomus hoazin
Lineage: Eukaryota; Metazoa; Chordata; Aves; Opisthocomiformes; Opisthocomidae
Source: RefSeq, a predicted model, not a curated record
AUGGGGUGGCACUGGGAGGGUGCUGGCUGCCCUCCGGCACAGGGCUUUGAAGACAAUGCUGCUCUGCUUGGAAGACUCUGCGGAGUUCGCAGGCAUCUGGCCUGUCCCUGCCUCUUGAUGUAUGGGAGACUGCUGGCGCAGGAUGCCGUGGGGUUAGCUGUCAGCCCCGGGUUUCUGAUUUACCAGAGAUGCUGGUUAGUAUUCAAAAAAGCUUCAAGCAAAGGGCCAAAGAGGCUGGAGAAAUUCUCAGAUGAACGAGCUGCUUACUUUAGAUGCUAUCACAAGGUCACAGAGCUCAAUAAUGUGAAGAAUGUAUUACGAAUGCCAAAAAGCACAAAGAAGCAUGCUGUUGGGAUUUAUUUUAGUGAUGACACAUCAAAAACCUUUGCUUGUGAGUCAGAACUUGAGGCAGAUGAGUGGUGCAAGGUGCUGCAGAUGGAGUGUCUUGGAACACGAAUUAAUGACAUUAGCCUUGGAGAGCCUGACCUGUUGGCAUCUGGAGUAGAGAGGGAGCAGAGUGAGAGAUUCAAUGUGUAUUUGAUGCCAUCCCCUAAUUUAGAUGUGCAUGGGGAAUGUACCUUGCAGAUAACAUUUGAGAAUAUCUGUCUUUGGGACAUCCAGAAUCCCAGAGUAAAACUCAUCUCUUGGCCAUUAAGUGCCCUCCGACGCUACGGGCGGGACCCAUCUUGGUUCACGUUUGAAGCGGGGAGGAUGUGUGACACAGGAGAAGGACUAUUCAUCUUUCAGACCAGAGAUGGGGAAGCAAUCUAUCAGAAGGUUCACUCGGCUGCUUUGGCCAUAGCAGAACAACAUGAGCGCUUGCUGCAGAGUGUGAAAAAUUCAAUGCUGCUUGAGUUGAAGCUCCCCUCGGGGGAAGCAGUGCUAGCCCAGGACCAGGGGAGCACGAAGCUUCAGAUGAAAAUGAGCGAGCGAGCUGUGUCCCUCAGCACCAUGGUGCCCUUGCCCCGCAGUGCCUACUGGCAGCACAUCACGCGACAGCACAGCACUGGCCAGCUCUAUGGCCUGCAAGAUGUUUCUAGCCCAGUGAAGCUCCAUCGCACAGACACUUUUCCAACCUACAGGUCAGACCAUCGAUAA